AACGACAAAGAAUCUAUCGAGGCUGAAGAGGAGUUAAUGUUUAAGGCUCUGGUGAACGCUUCCGGAAAACUGGUUCUCGUGCAUAAAUUAUUGCCAAAGCUUCGUUCUGAUGGCCACAAGGUUCUCAUUUUUUCUCAGAUGAUUCGUGUUCUCGACAUUCUUGAGGACUACCUUGUCCAUCAGAGCUUCCCAUUCGAGCGAAUCGACGGGCGCAUUCAUGGCCUUCUGCGACAAGAGGCUAUUGAUCGAUUCUGCAAUCGCUAUGUGAUGAAUUUACCUUCCUAUUUUCCUCCCUUAUUUGUUUCCAAACUUGAAUGUGCUGAUUCAUUCUUUGUAUCGACAGAGGAAGAUAAAUUUGUCUUCCUCUUAUGUACUAAGGCUGGAGGAUUGGGAAUUAAUCUUACGGCUGCUGAUGUCGUCAUUAUCUACGACUCCGACUGGAACCCUCAAAAUGACCUUCAGGCCCAGGCGAGAUGUCAUCGAAUUGGUCAGCAGAAAAUGGUCAAAGUGUAUCGGCUUAUAACGCGCAAUACCUAUGAGCGAGAGAUGUUCGACCGGGCUUCCCUCAAACUUGGAUUAGAUAAGGCUGUUUUGCAGUCAAUGGGGAGCGCAGAAGCCAGACAGGUAUUCGUAUGCAUUGAAUGA
Molecule: messenger RNA, 645 nt
Organism: Protopolystoma xenopodis
Lineage: Eukaryota; Metazoa; Platyhelminthes; Monogenea; Polystomatidea; Polystomatidae
Source: the annotation of a GenBank genome assembly